Huiozyma naganishii CBS 8797 is the source of this 1182-nucleotide messenger RNA. It is a transcript of the gene PBR1, whose product is annotated as putative oxidoreductase. The transcript has a single exon. NCBI's taxonomy places the organism in Eukaryota, Fungi, Ascomycota, Saccharomycetes, Saccharomycetales, Saccharomycetaceae. The record is from RefSeq and is a predicted model, not a curated record. The coding region runs from base 1 to 1182 and encodes 393 amino acids.
AUGCCACUGAACAUUAUUGGGACGGCGAUCUUCGAGGGGACAGACAGCAUCCCGUACUUCCACACGAUCAAGAAAGUGGCACCGUAUGUGCUUGCCUCGGUGCUGGUCAAGUACUGGUCGCGGGGUCCGAGCAAUACGUGGGAGCGGAAGCUGCACGGGAAGGUGUACCUUGUGACUGGUGCCACGUCGCAGGGGAUGGGCACUUCUGUGGUGCACCAGAUGGCGCGGCUUGGUGCGCAGUUGAUCUUUCUAACGAGGGAGAUCGACGAGUGGUCUAUUGAGUGGCUGGAAGGGUUUAAAGAGGAGACGGAUAACGAGCUGGUGUAUUUUGAGAAAUGUGACCUGGCAGACUUGUACCAAGUGAGAAAGUUCGCGACCAAAUGGCUGGAUAACUCGCCCCCAAGGAGGCUUGACGGUGUGAUUGUGAUGUCCGGAGACAUGGAGCCCCUCGGGGUGCCCAAGUUUGCCCCACCUGUGAGAAAGCUCUCCGCGGACGGGCUGGAGUUGCAAAUGGCUACGAACUUUGCCGGGGUGUUCCACCUGUUGGACUUGUUGCAACCGAGUUUUAAGGCGCAACCGCCGGACAGGGACGUACGAAUCAUUGUGUCGACUUGCUGGCUGCAGGUGUUGGGAGAUAUCCGCGUGGAGGACCCCUUGUGGCAGAAGGGUGCUUACAAGAGCGCGCUCAAGUUCUUCUCCAGUAGUAAACUGCAACUGGCGCUGUGUAUGUUGGAAUUGCAGAGGCGGAUCAACACUGGGAUCAGCGAGAAUGCGGAGGAGAAGAAGAUCGAGAGGAGUGGGAAGAACGUGAAAGUGUGUGUUGUACAACCGGGCACGAUGCGGUCGCAGAGUCUACGGCGUGUGCUGAGCAACGGGUCCGUGUUCCUCCUGCUGACACUGUACUGUGUGUUGCUGUAUCCCUUCCUUUGGUUGUUCACUAAGAGUGGUCGUCGUGGUGCGCAGAGCGUGCUUUACGCGCUGAACACACCGGAGUUGGAGGAGGUGAAUUUGAAGGACGAUCGGGCCAAGUACGUUGUGGACUGUUCGAUAGUGAAGUUUGCACGUAAGGAGUUUGAGGAUCCCGAGUUGCAGAAGCAGUUGUACGAGAACACGAGCAGGGAUAUAUUAGCAUUGGAGAAGAAGAUGGCGAAGAAACGGAAGAGUGCCGGUGUCAAGCGGUGA